Molecule: messenger RNA, 1058 nt
Organism: Xenopus laevis (African clawed frog)
Lineage: Eukaryota; Metazoa; Chordata; Amphibia; Anura; Pipidae
Product: lactoylglutathione lyase-like
Exons: 5
Coding region: 223-822 (199 amino acids)
Source: RefSeq, a predicted model, not a curated record
UCAGAAAUUUGACUUCCCCUCUAUGAAAUUCUCACUCUACUUUAUGGCCUAUGAGGACAAGAAGGAUAUCCCGGCAGAUGUGAAGGAGAGAACGGCCUGGACAUUUUCCCGCAAGGCAACUCAUGAGCUCACACAGAAAGAGAUAUCAAAGAACAUAUUGAGACAUCGGAUUAUGUGACUGAAGGAUUCAACUACAUCAAGCUCAGUUUGCCAGUUUGCCCAAUGUCUGUUGAAAAGGCCGGUUAUGUAGAGGAUGUAGAGUGCGGCAAUACCCUGUUUGUACAGGAAGAGAUCAGACCAGUCCCUCUGCUGAUUCCUACAGACAUAAGAUGUGAUGGCUUGCGUUGUCCAAUUCCACCUAUAGAGGGUCAGCUCACUAACCGAGAGCCAGAGCUGAGUAGCGCCAUCAUUCAGGAGUUCCAGCUAAUUGUGCCUUAUAUUGAGACCCUCAUCAGAGAUACUGAGAAUGGCACUAGUGUGAAAGGAAUCAUUUUGGGCUUCUUGUUACCAGAAAUCUUUGCCUUUCUACUGGAAUUCUGUUAUGGACACUGGUCCAGCAGAAAGAAGGCAGAAAAGGAAAAAGAUGAGGCCCCUUCUGAGAGAGAGAAGGAAGGGCCACAACGUCCUGCUCUAACCCAUGAUAACAUGGAGGAAGAAUUUGGAGGCACUAAGAAAAAGAAAAAACAGCGCCACUCUGAGACUCAUGAUCACCAAGGCUCAGAGAAACAAAAGAGCAGUGAAAGAAUAACGGCAGAAGAGGAAACGGAAUUAAAGCAGCUUUUGCAACAGUUCAUCUGCCAAUGCUUGGAAGGAGAUUUCUAAGGAGAAGACAUAAGGAGAAGUGGGUUGGAGGGAGGAAACAACUUCUCCAGAUUUAACAUUUCCAUACAGAAUGGAUUUUUUAUUACAGAUUUCUACUGGCAUCAUAUUGCUCAGUUGCAACUAUGAAUUUUAGUGCAACUAUUAUACAAUUUAAAGUAUUCUUCUACAGAAAAAUAUUCACAUUUCCCUUCCCAUGUUAUUAAUAUUUAUAAUAAAAUGUUAAGAACAAAAAUUCA